Purpureocillium lilacinum is the source of this 1803-nucleotide messenger RNA. RefSeq names its product siderophore transporter. Lineage: Eukaryota; Fungi; Ascomycota; Sordariomycetes; Hypocreales; Ophiocordycipitaceae. The record is from RefSeq and is a predicted model, not a curated record. Gene Ontology annotation, cellular component: plasma membrane; endosome; vacuolar membrane. Gene Ontology annotation, biological process: intracellular iron ion homeostasis; transmembrane transport. Gene Ontology annotation, molecular function: siderophore-iron transmembrane transporter activity.
AUGGCCUCCGACAGCCAGGCAUCCCCCGCGGACAAGUCGUCCGACGUGCGCCAAACGAGCGUCGCCAAAGAGUCCCACAAUGGCCCCGAAGCGACGUUUGCUCUUACCGGCAGCACCAGCCCCGGCGUCAAGCGCAUGGAUGCCAUUGCGCAGCACAUCAACCUCCCAGGUCGCGUCAUCCUCUUCGUCGGCAUCUUCAUCGUCGCCUACGUGUACUCGCUCGACAUCUCGCUGCGCUACGCCUACCAGCCCACCGCCACGGACAGCUUCAGCACGCACUCGCUCCUCGCCACCAUCUCGGUCCUUCGGAGCGUCAUCGCCGCCGCCGCGCAGCCGACGUCUGCCAAAAUCGCCGACGUCUUUGGUCGCAUGGAGCUGCUGCUCGUCUCUAUCCUCUUUUACGUCGUCGGCACUAUUGUCGAUGCCACCUCGAAUGGCGUCGAGGCGUUCUCGGCCGGUGCGGUUCUAUACCAGGUUGGCUUUACGUGCGUUUCGUUCCUGGUCGAGGUCAUUCUCUCCGACGUCACGUCCUUGCGCGCUCGGCUGCUCUUCUCCUACGUCCCCGUCAGUCCUUUCCUCAUCAACGCAUGGGUCAGUGGCGACGUUGCUGCUGCGGCGUUGGAGAAUAUCGGCUGGCGCUUGGGGAUAGGCAUGUGGGCCAUCAUAUAUCCCGUGUCGACUAUUCCGCUCUUCGUUGCCAUGUGGUGGGCUCAUCAUCGAGCGAAAAAGGCAGGCGAUCUGGGCAAGUACAAGACGCCGUUCCAGCUUCUCGGGGGGGCUGAGCUUCUCAAGGCGCUUUUCUGGCAACUCGAUGUGGUGGGCAUGAUCUUGAUGAUUGCGGUGCUCGCCCUCAUCCUCGUGCCACUUACAUUAGCUGGCGGCUCAUCAACAACGUGGCACCAGGGACACAUCAUCGCGCCCCUCGUCGUUGGCAUACUCUGUAUCCCGGCCUUUGUGUUUUGGGAGGCCAAAGCCAAGCACCCAAUGGUGCCUCUUCACCUGCUCAAGGAUCGCAUGGUAUGGGGUGCGCUCGGAGUCAUCACGGCAAUGAACUGCGCCGCCGCCGUGCAAGGGGACUUCCUUUACACCGUUCUCGUCAUCUCGUUCAACCAGACCGUUCUGAGCGCCACCCGCAUCACGAACCUAUAUUCGUUCACUGCCUGCCUGACGGGAUUAUUCUUUGGAGCAGUUGUCUACAAGUUGAGGCGCCUCAAGUGGAUCAUUGUCUGCGGCUCCGGGCUACAUCUCGUCGCGUUCGGGCUGCUGAUUCAAUACCGGGGCGGCGGCGGAUCCAACUACUCUGGCAUGGUCGGCGCGCAGGUGCUCUUGGGCAUCUCGUGUGGCAUGUUCACGUAUGCUGCCCUUGCGAGCAUCCAGGCAGCCACGCGGCACGAGCAUCUCGCCGUCAUCACGGGCGUGUACUUUGCUUGCUUCAACGUUGGAGGCGCCAUCGGCAACGCCAUAUCGGGCGCCAUCUGGACGCAGCUUCUGCCGGGGCAGCUGCAGCAAGACCUGGCGCAAUUCGGCAACGAAACGCUCCCGGGCCUCUUCUACGACUCGCCGUUUACCGCCAUCGAGGAGUACCCGUGGGGGUCUCCGGAGAGACAGGGGGUCGUCACGUCGUAUAGGUACACGCAGCGGAUCCUGUGCAUCACGGGCAUCUGCAUCGCGUCGUUGGUCUGCGUCUUCGCGCUGUGUCUCCGCGAUCCGCGUUUGACGGACGAGCAGUCUCUGCCCAAUGCCGAGGUGAAAGCCAAGCCGUCGGACGCCGAGUUUAAGUCACAUAGCGUCGCAGCUCGCUAA